AUGGGUCGCUUUCAAUUUUUGCUAGCAUGCGCUUUAGCUCUACUAGCUUCUUCAAUAACCUCCGCAGAAACAGUGGAGCAUUUUUUCCUUGUGCAAAACCUAACUGUCCAACGGUUGUGCCAUGAGCAAGUGAUAACCACAGUAAAUGGAACCCUGCCUGGUCCUGUAAUAAGCGUUCGAGAGGGUGAUAACCUUGUGAUCCACGUAGUCAAUCAGUCUCCCUAUAACAUUACCAUCCACUGGCAUGGAGUGUUUCAACUAUUGAGUGGAUGGGCAGACGGACCUUCAUAUGUAACUCAAUGUCCCAUACGUCCUUGCCAAACUUAUGCUUACAGAUUCAACAUCACUAGACAAGAGGGGACUCUUUGGUGGCAUGCUCAUGCCUCGUGGCUCCGUGCAACUGUGUAUGGAGCACUUAUUAUCAAACCAAGAUUAGGAAAAUCUUAUCCAUUUCUAUCUCCUUACAAAGAAUUUCCGAUCUUAUUGGGGGAGUAUUGGGAUGCUAAUGUCGUUGAUGUCGAGAACCAGGGUCUAGCAACAGGUGCCGCACCUAACAUUUCUGAUGCUUUCACAAUCAAUGGACAACCUGGUGAUCUCUACCCUUGUUCUCAAACUGGCACAUAUAAGCUUGAGGUGAUCCAAGGAAAAACCUAUAUGUUACGCAUCAUUAACGCUGCACUCAAUAACCAACUGUUUUUCAAAAUAGCCAAUCAUAAAAUGAAAGUUGUAGCAAUUGAUGCUGCUUACACCGCACCUUAUGUCACUGAUGUUAUUGUCCUUUCUCCCGGCCAAACCACUGAUGUUCUUUUCACCGCUGAUCAACCUUUGGGUUCUUACUACAUGGCCGCAAGACCCUACAUUUCUGCCCCUGCCCCUGCCCCUUCCCAACGCAUACCGUUCGAUGACACAACCACAAGUGGCAUCAUUGUCUAUCAGGGUGCCAAGUCAUCAGCAACUCCCAUAAUGCCAGCCCUACCAGCUUUCAAUGACACACCCACAGCUUACAAGUUUUACUCCAAUCUCACUGGCUCUCCACUUGGGCCCCAUUGGGUCCCAGUGCCACGUCAGGUGGACGAGCACAUGUUUAUCACAUUUGGGAUAAAUCUUGCACCAUGUGGAGGAGGGAGUGCCAAGUGUGGAGGUAUAUUUGGGCAGCGAUUUUCUGCGAGCAUGAACAAUGAAUCAUUUCAGCUCCCUAGUAAAUUGUCAAUGUUACAAGCAUUCUAUAGCAAUAACAAGAAGGGGGUUUAUACCACUGAUUUUCCUGAUAACCCACCAUUGGUGUUUGAUUACACUAACCUGAGCAACGCUCGCAAUCAGUCCAUAAUAUUUGCACCAAAGUCUACCAAAGUAAAGACACUGAAGUACGGUUCAACAGUGGAGAUUGUUCUUCAGAACACAGCCUUACUAGGAACAGAGUCUCAUCCUAUCCACUUUCAUGGUUUCAACUUCCAUGUUUUAGCACAGGGUUUUGGAAAUUACGACUCCGAAAAUGAUCCCCGAAAGUUCAAUUUGGUCAAUCCACAAAUACGUAAUACUAUAGCCGUGCCAACUGGGGGUUGGGCUGUUAUAAGAUUCACAGCAAAUAAUCCAGGUGUUUGGAUGGUACAUUGCCAUCUGGACGUGCACUUGUCAUUGGGUUUGGGCAUGGCUUUUGAAGUUGAGAAUGGACCCUAUUCUACGCUGCCUCCACCGCCAAUUGAUCUACCCAAAUGUUAAUAUUUCUUUCACGGUGUCACCGUUGUUAAUGUUUUCUUAUAUUCUUUCAUUCUCUAUUUGUAAUUUGGUUUUUCAAAUUUCUCAUGAUUGGUUUGCAACAAAUUUGUCAUAAAUUUUCUUUUUGGUUGAUACCUUAAAUUAGGGGAAGGGGAUCAAACCCGACCUCGCCGUUAAGGAGAAUAAAAGGUGCCAACAAUGACAUUGGCAUUUGUGAUGAAGUUAAUCA
This is a messenger RNA of Quercus lobata, 1945 nucleotides long. RefSeq names its product laccase-7-like. NCBI's taxonomy places the organism in Eukaryota, Viridiplantae, Streptophyta, Magnoliopsida, Fagales, Fagaceae. Bases 1 to 1719 code for a protein of 572 amino acids. Gene Ontology annotation, molecular function: hydroquinone:oxygen oxidoreductase activity; copper ion binding. Gene Ontology annotation, biological process: lignin catabolic process. Gene Ontology annotation, cellular component: apoplast. The record is from RefSeq and is a predicted model, not a curated record. The transcript has 6 exons.